AGUGAUGUUGGGACUCAUCAGCGUUGACACUCAGCGAUCACAAACACUCAUCAGCUGCUCAGCUGAGAGCGACGCUGACCCACUUUACCGUCCGCAGGAACCAAAGCGGGGACCAGGCCGGGACAGUUUGCCUGCCGCCGGGAAUCCCACCUCCCUGCCCGGGCUGAGAUAUGGUCGAUGCUCCGGACGACUUCCUGCGAGAUGUCAGCAUCUGUUAGCCACAAGGUGUCUUAACGCGGGUGAUCCCGGAUUACACAGAAGUUUCUUCAGAGCUGCUGAGGCUCCUGCGGCGGCCAUGCUGGACCUCUUCCUCAGAGUGUUGGUGUUGACUCGUCUUCACCCCUCACCUCACAGCUCCUCGCUGCCCACCUAACUCCCCUCUUCCUUUUCCCUCAAGCAUCUCUUCUUCCACCACUUGGAGACAGCAGGUUCUGGGUCCUCGUGGAAAAUGCCCUAUGCAGAUCCCAAACUGCUUACCUGGAGCUUACCUCACCUGCUGCAGCUGCUGUUGACCUACCUCUGGCUCUUGGCUCCACCCCCAGGUGUGACAGCAGAUCUGUGCCAUGUCACUGGUGGCAUGUUGGGGAUCCACUGGAGUAGCACCGUCACUUUGGGCUGGUACCCUCGGGCGAUCGGCUGGGGCGGGGCUACAUGCUGGGAGCGGUGCUGCUUGGAUCCGAGCUGCAGUGCGGUGUGGAGCCUUGGCGGCCGCUGUGUGCUCCUCAGCUGCUCCCGGAAGGACGGCUGUCCCGUUAGUUUUCUACCCCAGCCUCAUGAAGAGUCUCUAGGCCUCCUGCAGCUGACCUCCAAGGUUGUCGUCACAAGAAAGCGCAGAAGUCUUCGGGCAUCACACUCUGGACACCCCAGAAGAUACACGAAAAGCCCCAAACUAGAAACGACACCUUCCCUUCCUCCACCUCCCAGCACCAUCGCUCUUCUCCAGACAGCCCAGAAGAACCUCAGCCAGUCGGAUGAUGAGAGUUCAGCCACUUUAAUAAAGCAGAACUCGACGGUGAACGGCACCAGCGAUCUCGUUGCAUCUUCCAAUAGCAGUGACCCCACCGCAGACACCACCCCGCCUCCACGUCAAACCGUGAAGGAACUGGUGGUGUCAGCAGGAGAGAGCGUUGAGGUCACUCUGCCCCGCAAUGAGGUGGAGCUAAAUGCCUUUGUGCUGCCAACACCUCCACCAGGGACAAACUAUGCAUUUGACUGGAGACUGAUUACUCAUCCCAAAGACUACAGUGGAGAGAUGGAAGGCAAGAAGAGCAAAACAUUAAAGCUCAGCCAGUUGACUGUGGGACUGUAUGAGUUUGGCGUGACGGUGGACGGGGAGGACGCCCACGGAGAGGGCUUUGUCAACGUCACUGUCAAACCAGAGCCGCGAGUAAACAAGCCCCCGGUUGCCGUGGUUUCCCCCAAGUUCCAAGAAAUCUCCCUGCCGACCAGCUCCACAGUGAUCGAUGGCAGCCAGAGCACAGAUGAUGACAAGGUGGUGGCCUGGCACUGGGAGGAGGUCAAAGGCCCGCUAAGAGAGGAAAAGGUCUUAGCUGACACCAAGAUCCUCACCCUGACCAACCUGGUACCUGGAAACUACACGUUCAGUUUGACAGUGACAGACACUGAUGGAGCCACAAACUCCACCCAGGCCACCCUCUCCGUCAACAAAGCCAAGGACUACCGACCCAUAUCCAACGCCGGCCCCAACCAGGUCAUCCAGCUGCCGCGCAACUCCAUCACUCUGUACGGCAACCAGAGCACCGACGACCACGACUCUCUGUCCUACGAGUGGUCGCUCAGCCCGGAGAGCAAGGACAAGGUGGUGGAGAUGCAGGGGGUCAGGACUCCAAUCCUGCAGCUGUCGGCCAUGCAGGAGGGGGACUACACCUUCCAGCUGACGGUGACGGACUCGUCGGGACAGCAGGAUACUUCGCACGUCACCGUCAUUGUGCAGCCAGAGAACAACAAAGCCCCGGUGGCCAAUGCCGGGCCGGAAAAGGAGUUGACGCUCCCUGUGGACAGAACCACACUAGACGGCAGCAAAAGCAGCGACGACCAGAGGAUUGCCACCUACCGCUGGACGAAGACCAGUGGCCCUGAUGGUGUAAAGAUCGAGAACGCAGACAGUGCCAUUGCCACGGUAACGGGUCUGGAGGUCGGCACGUACACGUUCAUGCUGACAGUGACGGAUGACCGGAACCUGGAGAACAGCGACACAGUGACGGUCAUUGUUAGAGAAGAGAAGGACCAGCCACCCGUGGCCCGUGUCAUUUCCAGUCCUCCAAUCUCUCUUCCCGUCCGGACUGCCUCUCUGGACGGGUCGCAUUCCACUGAUGACGAAGGGGGCUUAUCGUACCUGUGGACCCGAGACGACAGCAGCCCCGCGGCAGGGGAGGUCCUGAACAACUCUGACCACCAGGCGGUGCUGUUCCUGGGAAACCUGGUGGAGGGGAAGUACAGGUUCAAGCUGACCGUGACUGACAGCAAAGGACAGAGCAGCUCUGACAGUGGAACCGUGGAGGUCAAAGCAGACCCGUGGGAGAAGGAUCUGGUGGAGCUGGUGCUGGAGGUUCCGGUGAGCCAGGUCUUCCAGCGCCAGCGUGACCUGCUGCUCAGGCAGGUGGAGGUUCUCCUGGGCGUGCUCGAUGGCGACAUCAUCGUCCGAGAGAUCACAGCCUUCAACGAGCACAGCACCCGGCUGGUCUUCCUGGUUUCAGCAGGGCCGGGUCGCCCCCCUCUGUCUGGACGCAGCGUCGCACUCGGACUGCGUAACAAACUGCGCAAGCAGAAGAACGACUUCCUGAUCUUCAAAGCGCGGCGCGUUGACACCAUAGUCUGCCAGCUGAACUGCUCCGGCCACGGCGAGUGCGACCCGUUCAGCCGGCGCUGCGUUUGUCACCCCUUCUGGAUGGAGAACUUCUUCCGAGUUCAGCUGGAAGACGCUGAGAGCAACUGUGAGUGGAGCGUGCUCUAUGUGACCAUUGCAUCCUUCAUGAUUGUGGUUGCCACGGCGACGCUGAUCUGGGCCGUGUUUUGCUGCUGCCGCAGGCGGAAGAGCAGAGUCCGACGAAGCAAAAGCCGAUACAAGAUCCUGGAAGCUGAGGAACGGGACAGCCUGGAACUGCAGCCACCCCGACCCGCCCGCCUGAAACCCGUCCCCGCUCCCACCUCUUCCGCCCUCAUGCGCUCCGACUCAGACUUGGACAGCGAGGACGCGCAGGGCGGUGACCCGUGGACCGAGCAGGAGCGAGGGAAGCUGCUGCGGCCCCAGAACGGCUCCCUGAGGAACGGCCAGGGCCCCCCCAGACACAAGAAGCGGAGGGAAGAGCUGCUUUAGCACCUCAUCUCUGGACCCGUCAAAGACGGCUUCUUCUGGCGGCAAUUUUAAACUACAGCCACCUAGCAUGCUCACAACCUGAAAGCAGCCAAUCACUGCCACUGGCCAUUCUGACGGGUUAGCCCGACCCUCGGGAGCAGACUGACACAAGAUUGUGUGUGUCUUUGCGUUGUUGAGAGCUGCUGUGCUUUUAUUCUGAAAGCCUGAGGAAAGAAGGAAGAGCUGCUUUGUCUGCAGCCUCCGCGGUUUGGCUGGACUCUGACAGUGUUUGGUUUGUCGGUUUAAUGUUCUUCUGCAUGACCAAAGUUCAACAGAGACCAACUUUUAAUCUGAGUUUUGUUUUGUUUUUUAAAUUUCAGUCGCUCCUUUGUUGUCAUUUGUCGUUUCAUUAAAGGAAAAUUUAACUUUUAUUUUGAAAUUUAACAUUCAAACAAAGGAAAACAUUUGAAGAUCUCUGAUUUUAGUUCUUUUUUUUUUUUUCUUAAGCCGUUUUUCUUUAACCCGCAGAAGCUCAGAACCUUUCCUCACUUUCAGGGUUCCAGCAUGUUUGUGCGUGGAGACCUGACGGCAGCGGCCCUGCUUCCUGUCGGAGGGAAAGCUGCUUCCUGUGCGCGUUUCCCAGCAGAAGCUUGUUUCUGUUGCCCACUCGCACGCAGAAUGUGAAGCCAAUCCGCUGAUGAAUGUUGUUAGUUCUUCCUGCUCACGUCUGAUUUUAUUUAUUUCCGCUUCAUGUGUGAUUCCGAGCUGCAAACUUGGGAAUGUAGGUGGGAGGAAAAAAAUAAUUUCACGUUUGUCUGUUUCACUGAAGUUCUGUAAUGUUGGUUAUGUUGCUGUUCGGGACGUGAACUGACUUCACUGUGAAGACGAGGACAAACUACUGAGUCCUGGAUCAGUUUUUAUUGAAGGACUGUUACCUGAUCUGACCUGGAGCCACUUGAUCAUCUGUACAUUCAAAUAAAAGUGUUUUGGUUUUUGAC
This is a messenger RNA of Oryzias latipes (Japanese medaka), 4314 nucleotides long. Its product is annotated as KIAA0319-like ortholog. Gene Ontology annotation, cellular component: cytoplasmic vesicle; Golgi apparatus; membrane. Gene Ontology annotation, biological process: neuron migration. Lineage: Eukaryota; Metazoa; Chordata; Actinopteri; Beloniformes; Adrianichthyidae. The record is from RefSeq and is a predicted model, not a curated record.